GCAUUGUGCUUUGGCUUUGAGCCUUUCGAUGAAUUUGUCUUUCUAAGAAAAAGAAAAAGUUUGUUGGUCUGGACCAAUUUACAAAAGUAUAGAAAACUAAAGAACCAUACCCAUUUGCCACAAAAAAGAAAGAAAAGAAACCAUACCCAUUACUCAAAUUCAAGCUUGGAAAAUAUAACUUGUGUGCCUGUGAAAUUCACUAUCCCUGAAGUCUGAAUCCUCAAUUUCAGCUCCAAUGGCGUCCAAGUUUAAAAAAGAAGAAGAAGAAAAAAGAGUGCUUUACAAUAAUAUUCCUUGUGAUUUUGUUGAGGACAUUCUUUCCAGACUUGAUGCCAAAUCUCUUAAACGGUGCGAGUGCGUCUCUAAAACUUGGCUCUCUCUGCUACAGACCCCGUAUUUCAUCAAUCUCCACCUCCGGCGUCAACUACCUCGUGUAGUUUUCCUCCAUAAAAGGGUUAGAAGGUUCGCUCCCACUUUAUCCAUUUGUGAUUGUGAAAAUUUUGCUGAGAUUUCUUCCCACAAAUUUCCCUUUAUUGAGAUCGAUUGUAGACCGCCAUCAUUUAUGGGCAGUGAUAAUGGUGUAUUAGGCCUUUUUGACUUGGAUAAUAGCAGCGCUUACUUAUGGAACCCCACCAUUAACGAGUUUAAAGAACUGCCCCCUUCUCCUCAGUGUCGACAUAAAAAUUCUGCACUUGGGCUUGGCUAUGACCCCUUGACCACUGAUUUCAAAGUGGUAAAGGUCUCAUCUCGAGACAAGGAUCGUGUUUUCGGCAGUCGUAAUGGGUUUAAAGAGGGUUGCCAAGUUGGGAUUUAUAGUUUGAGAAGCAAUUCAUGGAAAGCAAUGUUAAUGCCCAACAUAUUUUCAGAAUUAGAAUCAUCUACUUCUAUUAUAACUGUUUAUACUUCUCUGGGUUGCUCCAUUGUUGUUAAUGAGUGUAUUCAUUGGAUAAUUUUAUAUGGAAAUACAACUUAUUAUCACCAACCAUCUUUAGGAAUAGUUGCUUUUGAUACAAGUUUGGAGAAAUUUAAGCUAAUAGAGUCACCUCAAUUUCCUCAUAUUGAAAAUGGAUCUAAUAUUAGAAAGCUAAAGCUGGCUAACUUUUCUGGGUGUCUUUCUCUUUUCACUUUGGAUGAAGUCACAGUAGUUGAGAUUUGGGUUAUGAAGAAGUAUGGUGACUCAGAUUCUUGGUUCAAAUAUUUAUCAGUCAAUUUAAGCAAUCUUCUUUCAAGUGGGGUUGGUCAACAUUCUGACUGUUUUGGAGUAGAUUUUCUGAGCAAUGGGAUUCUUGUAAUUUCUUGGACUGAAACUGAUUAUUGGUUUUGGUAUGAUACCAAGAGUAAGAGACUUGUAAAUACGUUACCAAGAUCUGGUAUGCCGGACUUCAUUUCAUAUAUUGAGAGUACUUACAAGUUAAAGGCCUAAUGGGGUGAGAAUGGAUCAUGCAUCUCUGCUUUGUGGGGUAGUACUAGCAGUAUGAGAGUUCGAAUGUCCAUAUGAAUUUGUGAUGUUGGCUGCAAAUUCUGCAAUAAGCUACAAAUCUGUUACAUUUUAUUGUUUUUAUAACUGAUGACACUUGCUGGUUGCUAAUGGUUUUUUGGACAGCUAUUUCUGAUCCUUUGAGUGCCCAAUCACAUGAGCUUAACUCUAUGGUUAGCCUCUAGCUAGUACCUUGGGAUGCUUGUAUGGUCUUGACUCGCUCACAAUUGUUAGGUGACUAUCUCCAAAAGUGUACUCUUUACUGUUUAGAAUGGUUAAUGAGUUUGUAUUUAUUAAUUUCCCUGUUUGUGAGCGUGUCUUUUGAGUGCCAAGCUCUUUGUUUGUCUGUGAGCAUGGGAGAGGGGUACUUUAAUUUGGCUUAUCCAAUCUCGUAGUUUGCUUAGCCUGAAACCUAAAUUCUGUCCUUUCUUUAUCACUAAUUUUGAUAAUAUUGGCACCCUA
Humulus lupulus (European hop) is the source of this 1939-nucleotide messenger RNA. Its product is annotated as F-box protein CPR1-like. Lineage: Eukaryota; Viridiplantae; Streptophyta; Magnoliopsida; Rosales; Cannabaceae. Gene Ontology annotation, molecular function: protein binding. The coding region runs from base 236 to 1423 and encodes 395 amino acids. The record is from RefSeq and is a predicted model, not a curated record. The transcript has a single exon.